AUGCCCUAUGUUUCAAACUCGCCUCAGUACAUCCCAUGGAUUUCCGACUACCAAAAAAAUGACUAUUUGUUAGUUUCCAUUGCUACUGCGGUCCUCUAUGACUAUAUUCUUCGACUAGAUCAAGAAAAACGUAAAGUAUCGCUCAUGACCUGGUGUUAUGUAUUUGUAGCUAAUAUAGAGCAGCUUCGAUAUGUCGGCCUUCUCUAUGCUAUCAUGUCAGGUAUCUAUUUUAUAUUUCCGAUAAGACGUAAGGAGUUUCCCGUGGUUUGCGAAGGGCUGUAUAUAUUUAUCGAUGAAAUACUCCAGAGUACCUUGACAAUAGCACUGCAAGCUGCGAUGACUACUCGGGUUUGUGCGCUUUACGAAAACUCCAAGAAAACAGUAAUUUUCCUUGCGGCAACAUUCGUCAUUCUGCAGUUGUGUUACGGGGUGUUAAACCUUUUUGAUUACAUACUACCCUAUGGUCAAUCUUCUCAAGAGGCUAUUGUACUUGGCUGGCACAUCUGUGGAAUCUUCAAUGGGCCAUCUAACAUUGUAUACCAGUGGAUGAUCCCGGUUGCUAACGGGCUGCUCAUGACGUAUGAGCUGACACUCAUUGUUAUGAUUGUAUACCGGUCCAUUAUGCAGCUGAAGGAACACAAAGAACUGCGGUCGUUUGGAGUCAAGGGAAUUAUGCGCCUCAUCAUUCGGCAUGGGUUGCUGUAUUUCUUUUGGUUUCUCACUUGGGGGAUUACCAACACACUGGCAACCAACGGGGCUCAUUUAGCGGUCGUAGAAAUUAUGGUUUUUGAAGACUUAGCACCGGCUCUGCAAGUAUUGCUGGUUUCAGCAGCGGGGCCAUGGUUCAUUCUUGCUAUCCGUGAUCCAUACGCUGGACGGGUGGAUGGGAUGCAUGGCAUGACGACAAAUCAAACUGCAGAUACUUCUGUCGCUUUUGCAAGACCGUCGACUAACGCCGGGACCAAUGACCCAGAGGCUCUGUCUUAG
Molecule: messenger RNA, 987 nt
Organism: Coniophora puteana RWD-64-598 SS2
Lineage: Eukaryota; Fungi; Basidiomycota; Agaricomycetes; Boletales; Coniophoraceae
Exons: 13
Coding region: 1-987 (328 amino acids)
Source: RefSeq, a predicted model, not a curated record